This is a messenger RNA of Gasterosteus aculeatus aculeatus (three-spined stickleback), 1058 nucleotides long. It is a transcript of the gene qrfp, whose product is annotated as pyroglutamylated RFamide peptide. The record is from RefSeq and is a predicted model, not a curated record. Lineage: Eukaryota; Metazoa; Chordata; Actinopteri; Perciformes; Gasterosteidae.
GAAUGAUUACAUCUCAGGUGUUAUUGAUUAUUUCUUUGCUUCUUGGACGGUUUGAAAGAGAAUAAUAAUUGAGUUACUCUCUCAACCUCAGAGACAAGUUCGUCAUUUAGGUUUGUUGCUUAAAAAAAAAAAAAGAUUACUUCUAGUUCAAAGUGUAAAACUUAACUUAGUACCUAACAAAGUAUCUCAUGAUCUUUUUCCCGAACCGAAGGACAUUUGUUUCCUGUGAAGAACGAGGUUUAUUUUGAAAGGACUGUGUGCAUACGAGUGGAGAACAACGCGGUUUGAUCGACUUAAAGCAGGAAAAUGAUGAUUCUGUCCGAUAUCAGACUUCCUGUUCGAUCCGCUGCUCGUUGUUCUUCAUUGAAUUUUUCAAAGUCUUUUUAUUCACAUUAUUUAUUUAAACUACCUGCUCUGCUCUUGUUUGUAAUGUUUUCGUUUUUCCAAGACUGCACUUGAAUGCACCUGGAAGGACGAUAACGUUCAUUCCACCCAAGAGACGCUGACGUCCCCUCGACGUGUUAAUGGUCUGAAGCGUAAUCACACACGCGCUUCUUCCUCUCGUUCCCAGAUGAGACCUUCUCUUCGUCUCGCUGCUUCAAAGCUCACCCUCCUCUCCCUCGCCGUCCUCUGCCUCCUCCCUCCGACCGCCACGUCCUACCCGCGCUCGCCCGCCGCCCUGCUGCACCUGCAGGUGGCGCUGGAGGACGAGUGGCUCGUCCGGCCCGAUGGGGGGGCCGAAUGGCCUCUGGACCCCCUGCUGGCCCUCCUCAGCCCUGGGGAAGAGGAGGAGGAGGAGGAGGAGGAGGAAGAGGCCGUGCUGAGGGCCCGGAGAGGAGACCUGGUGGGCCGGCUGUCCCCCUUCCCCGCGGGCCUCUCCCUGGGGGGCGUGAGCUAUCAGGAGGGGGGCGAGGACGGGGGCAAGAGGAACGAGGCUCUGACCUCCAUCGCCGGAGGCCUUCAGGCCGUCGGCCGGGAGAAAGGAGGGAUCGCCUUCCGCUUCGGGAGGAAAAGAUGGACCAACAGGGGGUGGAUGGGUUAAGGGGGAGGGAGACCCG